Molecule: messenger RNA, 738 nt
Organism: Saccostrea cuccullata (small rock oyster)
Lineage: Eukaryota; Metazoa; Mollusca; Bivalvia; Ostreida; Ostreidae
Product: C-type lectin domain family 17, member A-like
Exons: 4
Coding region: 1-738 (245 amino acids)
Molecular function (GO): signaling receptor activity
Source: RefSeq, a predicted model, not a curated record
AUGUUUAAAUAUAGUGCCAUCAUAUUCUCUUUUCUGGUCAUCUUUCGAAAAUUCACUAAUUCUUGUCUCUUAGACGUACAGUUCAUUAAAAACACUUCUGUAGAAGACACCCUUCCAAUCAGCGGACAAGAAUUCUACUUAAAAGCUAUCAAAAACAGGAGUCGAGCAGAAUGUGCCAUGCAAUGUCUUCAGCUUAGGUCUACAUGUGUAGGACUUGUUUACAGCGAAAUGCGUUUCCGUUGUUAUCUUAUGAAAUCUAGUUUUAAUGGAAAAGUGUUAGACGGACAGUCUAGGUCAUCUUCUUGGGAAUACUGGUACAAAGUUGAUGUUUGCCCUCGUGGUUGGCUACCCUUUGAUGACCAUUGUUAUCUUUUCAAUAAAAUCGCAACCUCCUGGAACGAUGCAAAGGGAAAUUGUGAAAGGGAAAACGCUUAUUUGGUAGAAGUGAACACAGCAAAGGAAAAUGAUUUUCUACAAAGUACCUAUGUACAGAACCAUGACAGCAGACCCUGUGUUGGAGAAUACGCCUGUCCUGUGUGGAUCGGAGCCAACGACAUCGAUAAAGAAGGUGAAUUUAUCUGGAGUGGAUCGAAAGAAAAGAUCGUGUUUUUACAUUGGUAUCCUAGUGAGCCAUCUACCCAUGUACCAGAACAGAACUGUGUUACAAUUGUUCAUGAAGGCUUGUGGGAUGAUACGACCUGUUUUUCAAAAAUACCAUUUAUUUGUGAAAAAGAGUAA